ACCUCCGCACGCGUGCAACACCUCAGCAAUUACGAGCAAAAUGCUUUAAACCCGAAUUAAAGAGAUCUAGCCCGUCAAUAUGACUUACAUGUACGAUCCGCAACUGGAUGACAUUGAGUAUUUCCUUCGCGCCCAGGAGGAUGAGUCGAAGGUAUCUAUCCUGGGAGGACCUGCGUUGCCAGCGCUAGGCCAUGCAAUCUCCGGCGCGACGGGUGCAGCGAUAUCGAAUGUUAUCACGUACCCGUUGGCGCUAUCCAUCACGCGCCUUCAGGUCCAGCGUCAAUUCAAAGGCUCAUCGUCAUCAUCCGGCAAAGACGCUGCGACAACUGAUGAUGAAGAGUACAAAUCUAUUGCAGAUGCUUUUCAGCGGAUCUACGCAGAGGAAGGCGGCAUUGCGGCCUUCUACUCUGGUUGCACGCAGGAUACGCUGAAAUCCAUGGCUGACUCGUUCCUCUUUUUUCUGGCCUACAAUUUCAUCCGCAAAGACCGGAUGCAAAAGCACGGCGGUGCGAAGAAAUUGCCCGUCUAUGAGGAACUACUCGUAGGCAUGGCUGCAGGUGCUUUCUCUAAGUUCUUUACGACACCCAUACAACAGAUCGUCACGAGAAAACAAACUGCAGCCAUGAUUGCAAAACGGUCACCAAACGCAUCAGCAUCAUCGAAGAAACUGAGCACGCGAGAUAUUGCUAUGCAAAUUAAGCAGCAGAAGGGUCUUGCAGGCUUCUGGGCGGGCUACUCGGCGUCGCUUGUUCUGACGAUUAACCCGUCGCUGACGAUGAUGUUUCACGGUGCGUUAUUACGCCUGCUUGUCAAGCGAGAUCGGCGCUCGAACCCAGGUGCGAAGACAACAUUUUUGAUUGCAGCAUUGUCCAAGGCGAUGGUUAGUACGAUUACAUACCCCUUCUCACUUGCAAAAGCACGGGCACAAGUCAGCUCCAAGAAACCGUUGAAAGAUGAUGAGCACAUCUCUACGAAGGAGGAUUCGGCAAAGCAGGUUGAGGAAAAGGCGGCGAGGAAACUGAGGAAGGAUACAAUCUUCGAUACGGUACUGCAGAUUGCGCGGGACGAGGGCUUAGAGGGCCUCUAUCAAGGACUCGGCGGCGAGGUCAUGAAGGGCUUCUUUGCGCAUGGACUGACCAUGCUCAUGAAGGAGAGGAUCCACACGAUCGUCAUACAACUGUACUACUGGGUUCUCAAAGCCAUUCAAAAGUACCCGUCACCACAGGAACUGAAGGGUCUUGCGAGUAAGACGGCGAAUGAUGUCAAGGGUGCCGUGGUGGAGACAGCAAGCGAUGUUAAAGAGGCAGUUGGUGACGCAGCCAACACCGCCGUGGACAAUGGCAAGGCGAUCUCAAAACGUGGUCAGGAGGCGCUUCAAAAUACUAUAGAGUCCUUUGGCGAGAUAUACAGGAAAGGUAGGGAGGAUGCGGCCGAUUUUCUUGAUGACUAUCUUCCUUUCGACGACAACGACUGGUGAGUCAAAGGCCACGAGUUAAUUUCGACAAUCGGGAGGCAAGACCAAGGUGGUGACUUUGAUGACCGUGCUUUUGUAUGAGUAGUAUACAUUUAAUGUAACGCGCAUCGUUCUGGUUGGCUUUCGUGUUCUCAUGCUUUGCUGUCAAGCAACUCAAGCCGGGAUGGGGGAUGUUGCGCGCGACAUGUGUUUCACCCCACGUGAGGCUCUUGACACAAUGCGAUUUUGAGCCUCCAACCUACACUGGCUCGGAACUUUAUACGGGAUGCACACGCAUAGGAUAUGGGUUUGGGUGGUAUGCAAGAACAGC
Molecule: messenger RNA, 1784 nt
Organism: Verruconis gallopava
Lineage: Eukaryota; Fungi; Ascomycota; Dothideomycetes; Venturiales; Sympoventuriaceae
Exons: 2
Coding region: 80-1477 (465 amino acids)
Source: RefSeq, a predicted model, not a curated record